Messenger RNA from Paramacrobiotus metropolitanus, 1006 nucleotides. RefSeq lists its product as uncharacterized. The transcript has 3 exons. The coding region runs from base 46 to 987 and encodes 313 amino acids. Lineage: Eukaryota; Metazoa; Tardigrada; Eutardigrada; Parachela; Macrobiotidae. The record is from RefSeq and is a predicted model, not a curated record.
CAGCGAUACGAUGGAAUGUGAUUAUUGAUACAAUUUCCUUAAAGAAUGUUGUAUUUUACCAGUUUCAUUUUGCGAGCGUUUCAUUUACACGUUGGUAUUCUGAUUGUUGAUUCUGCUCAUGCAAGUUUUGCAAACCCGAUCGAACACGGAACACAUGAUUUCGUUAAAAGAGCCGCUCGAGAUGGAUUCCAAAUUUCCAAUACAUUUAGAGCGAAUUCAACCCCAUCAGGUAGAAAUGAUUCGGUAAAUUCCAAUUUGGGAGGGAACACCCACCUGUAUUCCUUUGGGAGAGGAAAGGAUGGUGGUAGGGCUUAUGGAUUCGAUAGCGUUAAUUUUGCCUUCAGUCUGGGCCGCGAUAUCAAGGCAAUUCUGGAGAAGCUCGAUAAGGUCAUGGCCAACUCCAUGGGUGGUUAUUUAGCAUUGAAAACCCGCGUUGAGUCUCUGGAAAAUUUGCUAAAAGGAGAUUAUGUUAAAAAGUCUGAAAAUAUCUCCGAAGAGCUACGGAAUCUCCGACUUACCGUCACCAACCGCCUAGCUCUACUGCAAAAUGGUGCAGACAUUGCCGCGCGUACUUCAAUGAAGUGUUUGUUGAAGAAAAGAGACAAGCCUGUUCCAGUGGGAACCAUGAAAGCAGGAGAUGAACUGUAUGCCGAAGAACAGUUUUGCUCCACCGACAACCAGACAUGCCUGUACCUGCAGAGCAACGGGAAUAUGGUGCUCUACCGGACGAUGACAUUGCAGGUUAUUUGGACAUCAUACACCGGUGUGGGUGACUGCCGGUCGCUUCUCAGGAUGCAAUACGAUGGCCGCCUUGCGCUGUAUCAUUUCCCAACUAAGGAAGCCAAAGGGGCGACAGCAUUAGCUCACGGUGCCAAGCUGGUAUUUCGAACCAAUCUGUGUCUGAAGCUAUAUGACGAUUCCGACUGUUUUUGGUCAACUGAUUUCAUUGAUUCGGCGUGGGACUCUCAGAUAUAUUAUCAGAAAUGAGAGCAGCGUACCAUUUACC